AUGGCAAACCAUCUUACGCCAGAAUACUCUAAUGAGCUUCUUAGGUUUGUUAAUGAAGUGUACACACAAGACAUUGCACAUUACUACCCCAAGUUAAGAUUGGAAAAACUAAUAGAUCUUUUAGAGCAUGCCGAGUAUCUGUUUGAGUCAUAUCGCAAUGCGCUGAAGGCAAAACAAAGAGAUGAGAUGCUGACGGCUUUUGUUGUUGGUUGCUUCUACAUAUAUCUCAUUAUACCGCGCUCAAUUCAAUUUCACUCUCGGGAUAAAUCGUACGCGAUCUACGCAGAUCUAAAGAAAUACUACCAGGAUGAGACACACAUGACAAAUGUUCUGUUGAUGGUUACCGGUGUUAUAGAGUCCAUGAGUAAAGAUGAAUUAGAAACGGCCAAAAUUGUGCGGAAAAGAGCUUACUCGGUUCCUCAUCGAGAUUUAGCUGAUAAAUUUGGAUCUCUGGCUCUUUCAAGCAAAGGAAGUGCGGCGUCAAGUAAUGCAGAUCAUGAUAAUGACUCCACAAUGUGGACGGCACCAGACUUAGAACCCAAUGACCAUUUAAAGGUGAAUUUGGGAUCGUUCAGUUCCUCUGCUACACUUGGUGCCAUUGGCGAACAAUCGUCAAGCAAAGGACAUUCUUCAUCUUCCGAUGACUCAGAUCCCUUCAACUCGGCCACUAAUCUUGAUUCGCGAGGUCGAAGAGGCUCGGCACCAGUGAAUGCUCUGCCGAAACAAGAGCAAGAUUUGACUGGCAAAAAAGAUAGCAUAUACGCCCAAAACGUAAACCGUUAUGAGACGCAUAGGAAAGAUUCAUGUCAUUCUGUUCAUAUGUUGAAUGAGGAAUAUGAUAGUUUUACAUUCAACCUGGCGAGACUACAAAAACAAUCAAUCAUAGGGUGUGAUCAACUCUUCAAGAUUCUGGCUAGCAAGGAAAGAGAUGAACUACUUGUCGUGGACCUAAGAUUUUCCAAACGAUAUCAGGCUAAUCACGUAGUUGCUCCAAAUCUCAUCAACAUUGAUCCCAGAUGUCUUUGGGAUGUGGAAAAAAAUGGUCCAGUCGAAAGCGUAACUCAGAUAGCGCGUCUUCUAGACAGUGAACUUUUCAAUAGGAGGUUUACGUUCAAGCGUAUCAUUUAUUAUACUGAUAUGAAGACUUACAUGCGGCUUGACUUUGACUAUCAGUUACUGUUUUUUCAAUUGAUAUACACAUCAAGCAAGCCACUGAAUUGCGUUCCCGAAGUUCUCCUUGGUGGGUAUGAACAAUGGAAAAGAUUUAUUACUAAAAUUUCGCAAAACAAAACUGUCCACAAAGAAGCGUUUUUCUUCAGACCCACCAGUAGCCAGGUGACUAGAGAAUCGCAAGCACUUUCCAGUUUCACAAAUCGUCCACUUCCGGUUCCAUCUAAUCCUCCGCCACCACUUCCGGUUCCAGAUAGAGGAAGUGUCUUAUCAGCGCCAGGCAAUCGCGCACCGUUUCCACUGCCGACGGAUCAGGGCUCGCGUUUGAAUUCCCACUUAGCGAAACGUCCAUCACCAAACCAUGCACAUGGCGACUUUCAUGCAUCCGUGACCCCCAAGUAUCAUACAGACUACAGUAACGAGGCAGUUCAUGUUGCAGUCCCGACAAUUGAAGAGAGUUCGGAUGAAUAUGUUUCUUUAUCCAUCACUGGACUGCGGAAUGUCGGUAACACAUGUUACAUCAAUACUAUGGUUCAAUGCUUGUUUGCAACAAGUGCAUUCAGGGAACUAUUCCUAUCAAGUCGAUACGAAAAGUAUUUGUCCAAGAAUUCAACGAAUCAAAAAAAACUCUCUUCUUAUUUCCAUCUUCUUUUCAAGAAAAUGUACAUGAAUGGUGGAUGCUCGGUAGUUCCAACAGGAUUUCUCAAGGCUUGUGACUCCCUUCGGCCUGAUCUGAAAAUCCCAUAUGAUCAGCAAGAUACCCAAGAAUUUCUACUUUUCCUUUUAAGCCAACUUCACGAUGAGCUUUCGGAAUCCAAUCAAGUUGCAAAUGAUUAUCCUGACCUUUUACUUCAUGAUGAUGAACAAUUAGAUGUUGACCGGAAGGAGUAUGAUAAAUGGUUCGAGAAUCACGUCUCCAAGAAUGGAGUUUCUCCCAUUGACGAAAUAUUUCAAGGUCAGAUUGAAAAUGCGCUUUACUGCCAGCGGUGUGGACACUCGUCCUAUAACUAUUCAGUGUUCUACGUUCUGUCACUGGCAAUCCCUAGCAUGUCCUCUACGUUUGGUCAGAAGAAAAAGGUGAGGCUGGAAGAUUGCAUUAAUCUGUUCACAGGAGAUGAACAGCUUACAAAUGAGAAUGCAUGGGACUGUCCUAAGUGUGGCAGUGCAGCAUCUGGACUGGGCCCAGAGGAGGACAAAAGAAAGAAAAGAUUUACAUUGGCGGCUGAUAGCCGAGGUGGCAGUGGAGGCCGUAGUCGGUUUUUUAAAUUGCGUUCUAAGUCAAGAAGCAGGUCCGAAUCGCCAUUCAGAAAACACAGCGCCCAAAUUUCUAAUCCUAAGGAUUGGAGACAAAAGAAGCUCACUACGAUCAAGACCAUAAAUUUCAUUUCUCUACCAUCUGUGCUCACAAUUCAUCUAUCAAGGUUCUUUUACGAUCUCACGAAGAAAAACAAUAAAGUCAUCACUUAUCCCUUAACACUCAGUAUUGUCCUCAAAAACAGUGAAGUUGUAAACUAUCGACUAUUUGCCAUCGCCAAUCACUUUGGGAACUUGAUAAGCGGACAUUAUACAUCUUUGGUCAACAAGGAUUUGUUGCAUGAACUCAGGAAAGGUGAACAAAAAUGGUACUACUUCGAUGACGAAGUUGUUAAAAAAGACAUCAACCAUGGAGAUAUUGAUGCAGGCAUUACAAGUGUCUCCAGUAGUGAUGUGUACGUUCUGUUUUAUGAGCGUAUUCAAGGAUAG
This is a messenger RNA of Lachancea nothofagi CBS 11611, 2913 nucleotides long. NCBI's taxonomy places the organism in Eukaryota, Fungi, Ascomycota, Saccharomycetes, Saccharomycetales, Saccharomycetaceae. The record is from the annotation of a GenBank genome assembly.